AUGACGUCCACAGAUCACAGCACCGCAGCGCUCAAGAGUGCUAGAGCGAGGAAGAAAGCAAAGCUGUUGGCUUCCUUGCUGCGCUUUUCGGAUGCCCUGGCUGCCGCUCUGGACGCCUUCGCAGAUCUUCCCUCGACUUCAGGUCGAGCACACGAUGUGCCGUUGCUCAUAGUCAAUGGACCAUCUCUGAUGCUUCCCAGAGCCAUCUCUCACGUCUACCUCAAAGAUGCCGUCGCUGCCAGUGAGCCCGCCGAUGGUGUCGCGGCGUCAGCUGAGCCUGGAUCAGGCAAAGAGCACGUAAUAAAAAGCUCGUCGAAGCUUCGAAGCGCUCUCGAGCGCCAGCUGGUGCGCUUUCUGGUGGAACUUGACAAUGGUGAUGACGAAGUGAAUGGCGGCAAGCUCGGUAUAGGUGCGCCUCUGCGCUCGCAUAAGACGCAGGUGCUUCUGCGAGCUCCCAGCGAAUUCUCUGCGCCUGGCUGGGCGCCCAAGAGGAAUCUACGGCUAGAUCUGCGCGGCUUCGAGGCGCGUACGCACGUAACUGUAGAGAGCGAGUCGAUGGUUCGGGAAGGCCAUGCUGUCGGGCUAUCGCACUCCUCGAUGAAUGGCAGCGAUGGGAUCACAGACACUGUCAGGCAGCGUGGCGAGCAGAGCAUGUCUCUAUCGCAUCAUCUGGAUCAGGCGGCUGCCGACACCAACGCGAUGGACAAUGAAGAGGCAGAGCUCGCGGCUUUAGCCCAGGCAUUGAGCCCAGUCAAGCGAAGAGCGCAUGUCGCGGGGAGCAACGUGCCUGCCGUUCCUCCCGGUAGUCGGCCGGUGCUUGGAAGGUUGGUCAGUCAAGGCUCGCACACCACAGACUACGCUUCCACUCUCUCGCCGUUGAGUAAGAAGCGGUGUCUGGCUCCGCCACUCAGCUGUGACGAGCCGCAUCAUCACCUCGUGGGUCCCCAGGCGCCGUUCUUGGACCUGUCAAAUGCGCCGUACGUGGGACCCGAUCGGGCAAGCUCGUCGCUGGACUCCUAUAGUACAGAUGCCUCUGCGAGUCCGACCGAAGAACGCUCUGCUAAGCAGCUGCUUGAUGUGUCGACUGCGCUAGAAGGACUUAGCCUUGGUCAGAAACACCUAUCAGCGACCGCUGGCGGGCAUAGCGAUACAGAGAAGACAGAUCUCGUGCUUAGCGAUGCCGACCGCACGUCUCUCUCCGACGAGCUGGCCGCAUCGGCAGCAUCUAGGCCAUCCCGCAUCAUGCCCAAGAAUAUGCGGACGAACAGCCUGCUUGCUCGAGCUCGACUGUCAGCCAAAUCCACUUCUUCCUCACGCGCCAGCACUCCCUCCGACGAGCACCGGAACACCUCAAAGCCUCCAAAAAGAGCACCUCCACUUGCCGGCGGCUUUAUUGUAGAUUGCGGACUUUCGUCCGGCAUGAUGUGCGAUCCAGAGCAAGGCCGUUCAAGCGACCAGGCCAGGCAUGGAGCUGCAUCGAACAGCACAGGCGGCAUGUGGUUCGUGUGCGAGACGGUCAUUCCAUCGUUCAGCUAA
Ceraceosorus guamensis is the source of this 1536-nucleotide messenger RNA. RefSeq lists its product as hypothetical. NCBI's taxonomy places the organism in Eukaryota, Fungi, Basidiomycota, Exobasidiomycetes, Ceraceosorales, Ceraceosoraceae. The record is from RefSeq and is a predicted model, not a curated record. The transcript is spliced from 3 exons. Bases 1 to 1536 code for a protein of 511 amino acids.